Monopterus albus (swamp eel) is the source of this 3333-nucleotide messenger RNA. It is a transcript of the gene dtd1, whose product is annotated as D-aminoacyl-tRNA deacylase 1. The transcript is spliced from 6 exons. Gene Ontology annotation, molecular function: D-tyrosyl-tRNA(Tyr) deacylase activity. Gene Ontology annotation, cellular component: cytoplasm. Gene Ontology annotation, biological process: tRNA metabolic process. The record is from RefSeq and is a predicted model, not a curated record. The coding region runs from base 91 to 756 and encodes 221 amino acids. NCBI's taxonomy places the organism in Eukaryota, Metazoa, Chordata, Actinopteri, Synbranchiformes, Synbranchidae.
AUGACCUGCUAGGAGGAGCAAACCCCGGAAGCAGCAGACUAUGCGCUGCGUAGGUCGACCGCUGGAGGGCGACAACGCUCCGUACACUCUAUGAGAACCGGGAAGUUGUGUGUCCCCAACACAACCAAAACAAUGAAAGCUAUCGUUCAGAGGGUCACCAAGGCUACCGUGACAGUGGGAGAGGAGCAGAUCACUUCAAUAGGACGAGGGUUGUGUGUGCUGCUGGGUAUAUCUGUGGAGGACACCCAGAAGGAUGCUGAGUACAUAGUACGCAAGAUCCUGAACCUGCGACUGUUUGAAGAUGAGACCGGGCGAGCGUGGAGCAAAAGUGUUAUGGACAGGGACUUUGAGGUGCUGUGUGUGAGCCAGUUUACCCUACAGUGUAUACUGAAGGGCAACAAGCCAGACUUCCACUCAGCCAUGCCCGCAGAGCUGGCCCGGCCCUUCUACAGCAGCAUCCUGGAGAACAUGAGGAGUACCUACAAGCCAGAGCUUAUUAAGGAUGGGUUGUUUGGAGCCAAGAUGCAGGUCCACAUACAAAACGAUGGGCCUGUUACCAUUGAAUUGAUUUCACCUACUGGUCCCGUAGACCCCAAACAGCUGUCAAAGCAGGAGAAGCAGCAGCAGAGGAAAGAGAAGAUGCGCUCCAAGGGCCCCUCGGAGUCGGGCAGGGAGAAGGGCGCCCUGCGUUCUCGACAGGACCCCAACGCUAGUAGUGGAGCAGAGGGUGACGUGUCUUCAGAGAGGGAGCCCUAGGUCGACACGGCAUGAUGAGAUGCCUUCAUGGUUUACAUCUGAAAGCUUGAGGGCGCUCCUCAUCCCCAACUCCUCUGAGCCCAGUAGAUCCAACACAGGGAGAUGCAGCCGCCUGUUGACUCAGAGACCCCACUGCUGCUCUCUCUUGCAAUGACUGGCUCUGCUAUGGUGCUGUUGCUAAUGUUUGCUGUUGUAACUACUUCGGCUUCGGCAUUAGCAAUGUAAUUUUUGUUCUCAGUACCAAUACUAUUGGUAGCAUUUUGGUCUUUGAAAUAGUAACGUGACUUAAACUUUCAGAUCUUUAUUGUUUGCUGUUGUUUACCGUUGUUACUUGCUGACUGUGGGCUAUGGAAAACUCCCCUGAGGAGGAGGCGUUUUUCAACAAAGUAUUUUUCCUCAAUAAAUCAUUUAAAACAAUUUUCACACAACCAUAUUCCUUUGUUUCAAAGCACUAUGUUUACAAAAAAGUGUUUACUUAAAAAUUGUAUUUAUUUUUUUGUUUUUAUAAUCUUUUAUUGCUGAGUAUAAGAUGGUGGUGAUGCCAUCUCAUACUUAUGCACUUCCCCAUAGCAGUGAAGUUUCAGGCCAUAAAACUAAAACAUCUAUUUAAAAGAUGGUAGAAAACUCCAUAGAGCUGAGAGAUAUAGCAGGAAUCUGUUGAGGGAAGUUCUUCAAAUUUGGCACAAGUGUCAACUUGGACUGGAUGAUGAACCUAUUAAAUUUUGGUGGUCAAAGUCAGUCCCAUCCCCAUGAAUUUGACUGGUUGGAGGAAGCAUACAACCAUGAAAUGGUAAUUCAGAUUUUAGGGCUAGUGUAUUCUGAUAGACUAAUGUCCACUAUCAAAUAAUGCUCCCAGUACAGAAUCACCCUAUAUUAUGCCACUAUUUGCAUUGUACUAGUAUUGGGAGCAUAUUUUGAUACUCUUAGCAUAUUUAAGAUUUUAGGGAUGGCAUAUUCUGAUGGACUAAUAUGACCUCAUAUUACACCAAUACUUAUACUAAGAGUACUGGAAGCAUGUUUGGAUACUCAAUAUUUUUUAUUUAAGGGGUAGCGUAUUCUGAUAGACUAAUAUCCAUCCUCUGUCAAAAAUUACUCCCAGUACAGAAUCACCUUAUAUUACAACACCAACCCAUUCCUGUGAAUUUGACUUGUUGGUGGAGGUCUAUAACUGCAAAGUGGUCAUUUUAAUUUGUUCUUAAAUUCAAGGGCAGAUGUUAUUAAUAUGUUUCAAGAACAGUUUGAAAUUUGCAGAAACCCUGAGGGACCUCAACACCUGAGAAACAAACAGCAUCCAGUGAAUUUACAAGGAAUGACUUUUGGUGAUAGUUUGCAGUUUUUGUUUGUUUGAUUUUUGUUCUUUACAUUGCCAACAAAAACACUCGCCCAUGUUUUAUAUUAGUGUACAGUAUAUUGUGUCAUGUACAAUAUUGCACGUUUAAGUAAAUUUGCAGUGAAUAUCAGCUACAGUCCCCUCAACAUCUGUUUUCCAUGUCUCCUUUUCCUGUCUGUGCCUUCCCUUGUUUUUAAUUCUUUGACGUUGCGGUUAAACUCGGCAACGCUCAUGAGAAACAGUUGUUUGUUUCUCAUUCUGUGGCUAAUAUUGUGUGGAUGAGGUGGCAGAGAGGAGGAGGAGGAUGGUGUUGCACUUAUUUGCCUUCAGUAUUUGUUUAUUGAUGCAAAAACAGAUGAGUUCUGGGAGAACAGAGGCAGACAAGCAUUGAGUCAGCUUCCUCAGUCCUGUCUGCUCUCCCUGCUGAGGCUGCUGCUGCUAGCUCCUGUGGCACAGCUCUUCUCCCUGAGUGAACUCUCUGGCAAGCACGCGCAUUAACAGAUACACCAAUAAACAUGCAUUGUAACCACACUUUAACAGCAGUAAUGCUUGUCCGUUCUCACAGAUGCAUACAGUUAGUUACCUACAGAUAAAAGCAUAUCUGAGUCUGUUCAUGUGUUUAUCAUUAUUUUUGCCUUGAUAUACUGCCUUAUGUGUUCUACAAUACCCUAAACACACACACACACACACACAUCCUGUCCCAUGUGGGACCUUAUAUAGUCCUGUUCUAAACUCUUCUAUGGUAGAGGGCCCUGCUUUUUUUUUUAAUCCCCAGGUACAUGUUGGGUAAAUACAGUCCCUCUUUCCCUAAGGCCUUUUUGGCUGACAAACAGCCAUAGUGAGACAAAUGGCAGGAAGAGGGGAAGUAAGACAGAAGCCAGAAAAAAAAUGGUGAUAAGUUGAGAGAGUUAUUUGGUUUUUCAUCUUUGGGUGUGUGGCAAAUGAGGGUUUUGCUUUGCAUGACUUAAACAUGAGAAAUAUGCACUUGUGUCUGAAUGAGUAAUUUGUGAGUCCUUCAUUACUGUCUUCCUUCCUUUCCGUCUGCAGUGUUCUAAUUUUAAUAUAAAUGGCUUACAAGGGGGUUUCUGCUGCUCAUCGGGCCGCUAUGAGCAUUUCCAGCUCAUUGCUUUUUUAAUUGUUUGCAAAUCACCUACCUGUAUAAUAAACAUGUAAGAAAUGUAUUCAGAAAGUACUGUACACUAGAUGUAGCUUUCAUUUAAAAAAAUUAUAUGACUGCUUAUACAGUA